Molecule: messenger RNA, 279 nt
Organism: Prunus armeniaca (apricot)
Lineage: Eukaryota; Viridiplantae; Streptophyta; Magnoliopsida; Rosales; Rosaceae
Source: the annotation of a GenBank genome assembly
AUGGCUUUAAAUUAUGUCAUGUGGAAUGAAGAGUUGGUCCGGAAAACCAAAGAUGAGUUACUCUUAAGAUGCUUAGGGAAAGAAGAAUACAUGAAGGUCAUGGGAGAAGUCCAUGAAGGAAUCUGGAGAGCUCAUCAAGGAGGAAGAAAAAUGUGUUGGUUGAUUAGAAGGUAUGGUUACUUAUGGCCUACCAUGAUGAAGGACUGCAUAGAAUAUUCCAAGGGAUGUGAAGCUUGUCAAAUACAUGGUCCAAUCAGUAGGCUCCCUCAGUCCCCAUGA